This is a messenger RNA of Vigna umbellata (rice bean), 1098 nucleotides long. It is a transcript of the gene CDI, whose product is annotated as Nucleotide-diphospho-sugar transferases superfamily protein. Lineage: Eukaryota; Viridiplantae; Streptophyta; Magnoliopsida; Fabales; Fabaceae. The record is from RefSeq and is a predicted model, not a curated record.
CCAGUUGGUUAAAGAAAGCGCGUGAUCUAAUCUAAUCUCCUUCAGAGUGAUAUCGAUAUAUAUAUAUUACUCCACCACUGUCGGUGACUGUGCUUCACCGCUCAAAUCUCGCUCUAUUUUCCUCCAUUUCUGACUAAAUUUUUCUCCGUUCAAGUCCAUCCUACACUGCUGCUAUCUCAAUUCGGCACAUUGAGAAAUGAGUUUGAGCAAUGGUAAAAAUGAAGCACCGGUAUUCGGAAGUAAUGGGUUAGACGGUGAGAUUGUGAACGAUGAGAGUAAGUUGUUCAAGAUCUUCGUUGGGUAUGACCCGAGUGAAGAUCUUGCCUUUGAGGUAUGUCGGCACUCCAUCUUGAAAAGGUCUUCAAUUCCCGUUGAGAUCAUACCGAUUAAGCAGUCAGAUCUGAGAAAGAGUGGUUUGUAUUGGCGUGAGAGGGGUCAGUUUGAGAGUACCGAGUUUUCCUUUUCCAGGUUCUUGACACCUUGCCUUGCCAAUUAUCAAGGUUGGGCUAUGUUUGUGGAUUGUGAUUUUCUCUACUUGGCUGAUAUCAAGGAACUGAGAGACUUGAUUGAGGACAAGUAUGCUAUCAUGUGUGUUCAGCAUGACUAUGCUCCAAAGGAGACUACUAAGAUGGAUGGGGCAGUGCAAACUGUGUACCCAAGAAAGAAUUGGUCUUCAAUGGUUCUUUAUAACUGUGGUCAUCCAAAGAACCGUGUUCUAACUCCCGAGACUGUCAACACACAGACUGGUGCUUUUCUUCACAGGUUUCAAUGGCUAGAGGAUGAUGAAAUUGGAUCCAUUCCUUUUGUUUGGAAUUUUCUUGAGGGACAUAACAAGGUUGUUGAAAACGAUCCUCUUACUUUGCCCAAGGCCAUUCAUUAUACUCGUGGAGGGCCAUGGUUUGAAGCUUGGAAAAACUGUGAAUUUGCUGAUCUAUGGGUCAAUGAAAUGGAAGAUUACCGCACUCAAGUUAAGAAAGAAUCUGCCAAUUAGAAUCAAUCAGCUUAACCUUGUUAUUUAUUGAGCAUCAGUUAUAGUCAUGUAUUAUUCUUUUAUGUCAAAUUCGUUCUGAAAAAUCCGAAUCUGGUGAUUCAUGUUUA